UUUGAUAUAGGCCUAAUGAAUCCGCUGACCAUGACCUAGUGCAAUAGAUUUCCAGUUUGCAAGGAUCAAAUGUGAGAAUUGCCCUGCAGUCGCUUGUCACAAAACGGAAGUAUCCGUCCUCGUACACUGAGUACACUGUUCUCUCGGCUGCAGAUUGCCUGACGGGACUGAAGGGCGCUCCUCAGAUACACGCGGAGCGAGUAGCAUCACGCCAUCGGAAUCUCCGCCAGCUGCGCAGACUCGGCCGUGGCGCACAGGCACACCAGGGUUUUCCGGUGCUCUUCGCGGAUUUACGCGACUUAUUUAUUUAAAUAGAGGUUACAUAAUUCACAGCGACUUAAAAACGAUCUCUGGCGUUCACUGGUAGUCCCCAUCCUCCUGUCCCGGCUGAUGCGGCCAUAUGAUAACCUACUGUCCUCCUUCUAUUCCAUCCCUGCGGCUCCUUCUUCCUGAAGGAGGUCUCUUGACAGCCUCGAGGCAACAGCCCUGACCUGGUUAUCAGAAUCUGAGUCCUGCUCUGAAGCAGACAGACCACAACAGACUGGGACUACGCUUGAGUUUACAUCUUUGACAUGGCAGAGCCCACCUCUCCCUCUGAGCCUUCUUUGCGCUCCCCCCUGCGCUCGCCCAGUGCCUCUCUGACUCUGUCGUUCCCCUUCCUGAGAGAGGGGAGUCGAGUAUGGAAGGAGGGGGCAGAGGAACCUCUGCCUCGGAACCUGCCAAGCCCACUGCCAACCAAGCGCACCCGCACAUACUCCGCGACUGUGCGCGCUCACUCAGGGCCCGUGUUCAAAGGGGUGUGUAAAAACUUCUCCAGGUCUCAGGGUCACGGCUUCAUCCGGCCCUCACACGGUGGAGAAGACAUCUUUGUUCACAUCUCCGACGUGGAGGGAGAGUACGUCCCAGUUGAGGGGGAUGAGGUCACAUAUAAAGUGUGCCGGGUCCCACCCAAGAACCUGAAGGUGCAGGCAGUGGAGGUUAAAAUCAUACAUCUGAACCCGGGGAGCAAACAUGAGACCUGGUCCGGACAGAUCAUCAGCGCAUAGGCUCCAAAUGGACCUUCAGGAAUGGAGAAAGAGGACUCAUAACUUUCACUGAUCUCAAGUCUUUUUGGGAAUGUAGGGUUUGCAUACAAAACACUUUUACUGAUCUUGAUGAAAUGCAUAGUUUGUUUUCUAAAUUUUAGAUGAGUCAGGAUUAGAAAUUUGAGUAGGACUCUUGUUCAUUUUACAAAACUGCUUUUGCACAAGAAAGAUGAAAUUCUGUGUAGUGACACUCUCAACAAAUGCCCAUAUUCAGUUUCAUUUCUGCUUCCAAAUGGCUGUUGUUUACUUCUAACAUCACAUGUUCAGUAUGGGUCAGCUGACUAGUUUUCUCAGCAUGUAUUAUUGUAAAGUCAAGUGAAGAAGGACAUCUGAAUGAAUCGUACACAAUAACAAAAAUGUAAAAAGAAAAUUUUGGUUUGACCUGCUAUUUUGAAAUUACCUAAAAUAAUGAAGAAAUGAGAAAGGUUAUUGUGCAUUGUGUAAUGUCCAGAGCGAGAGUUGGUGAAGAAGAGCAAGGAGACAAGCUACAAAGCAUGGAUAUACACAGUUAAUGUGUCUUUGUAUUGUUGUUUUUGUGUUUAUUUAUUUGAGGUAUUUAGCAGGUAUAUCCAAUGGUUUGUGAAUUUCCCUUUGAUUUGAAUGACUUGACUGAACAUUUGAGUGCUGUCUAGUCUGGACCUACUUUCUUACAAAUUAUUCUCUAGGUCAAUGUCAAAUUUGAAAUUACGUUUUUAUUGCUACUUGGAACCUAUAUGCAUUUGGUUAUAACUGUGCCCCUGUAUUUUUUGUGUUAUUGCUGGAAUCUGUUGUUUUUUUUUCACAUCUUAUAGCACUUUGUGGAUGACACGUUGGGAUAAUAAUCUUAUUUUAGAAUUAAAAUACUUGUUCGGACAA
Molecule: messenger RNA, 1940 nt
Organism: Boleophthalmus pectinirostris (great blue-spotted mudskipper)
Lineage: Eukaryota; Metazoa; Chordata; Actinopteri; Gobiiformes; Gobiidae
Product: cold shock domain-containing protein C2-like
Exons: 4
Coding region: 573-1046 (157 amino acids)
Biological process (GO): regulation of mRNA stability
Cellular component (GO): cytoplasm
Molecular function (GO): mRNA 3'-UTR binding
Source: RefSeq, a predicted model, not a curated record